Molecule: messenger RNA, 1257 nt
Organism: Funneliformis caledonium
Lineage: Eukaryota; Fungi; Glomeromycota; Glomeromycetes; Glomerales; Glomeraceae
Source: the annotation of a GenBank genome assembly
AUGCAUAGUUUUAUGGAUUAUUGCCUUCGUACAUAUUUUAAGACUAUUGACUGGAAUGAUGAUAACCAAUAUUCUAAUUUAUGUGCGGCUUCACGAGCAAUAUUGGACUUUCAGAUACCACGUGGAUUAACAUUUGCGAUAUCAAAAAUCAAAUUUCCAUUACUCAAGGCAUCAUAUUCGAUGAAUGUUUCACCGAUACUUAAUGGUUCAUUGGGAUAUUUAUUCACAUCGCGACCAUUAAAAGUUGAUCCAAGUGAACGUGUAAACUUUAUGGAAAUGAUCGAUAGAUUUCAUAUUAAUUAUAUGCCAAGAAAUUACUCUCCUGAGGUUUUAAAUAAGAAUGAUGAUGGCUCUGAAGUAAUUAAAGAUUAUUUACUAUAUGGGCGUUUGUUUGUCCCAACUGGUCGUCUUGAAGCCAUUUAUUCCAAGAGAUUUUCUCGAUGGAUGCAAUGUGUCGUCACAGCUGUUAGUGAUCCAAGGUCAAAAGCAGCUUCACACGUUACCACCGAGUUACAAUAUGACGUCGGACAAUGGUGUACUGAACUGUCUUAUACCACUGAUGGAGAAUUGUUUGGAGUGAGAGGAUUAUACAAUUUUGCAAGUCAAAGUCAAGAAGAAACGGAUACAGAUUCUAACAAUGAAGAACAGAGUUUACAGGAUAAAAAGAAAAAGAAGGACGAUAAUUUGAAAGCACCUCUGGUUGAAAGAAAUGUGUUUGACGUAUCAUCUGAAUCCGAAGAUGAUGAUGAAGUGGAAUCAUUGAAAGGAGAAUGGUCUAUCGGUGCUGAAUUAUAUUACGGUGUGAGAGAAAGAAGUGGUGGAGUUUCCGCUGGGAUACGUUAUCGAUCACUCCCACAGUUUUCGUUACAAUCUCCUAUUAGUGUGACUUACCUGAUUAAUCCGAUCAUGGGACAUAUGUCAGCGGCGUUUGCUGCGCAAGUAUCUGAUGAUUUGGCAUUAUGUCCAAGAUUCGAAUUUAAUAUGUAUAGUUAUGAGAGUGAUUUGAUGAUUGGCGCUGAAUGGUGGCAAAGAGAGCACGAAAGAGAAAGUGAGUCAAACGAUGAUACUGUUAAUAAAUCUUCACAAGGUGAAGUAACUGGAAUCGUAAAAGCUACAGUAGGAACUUCUAGGGGAAUUACACUUUUGUGGGAAGGAAAAUAUGGGAAAAUGUUGUUUAGUUUGGGAUUAGUAGCGGAUUUAACUUCUAGAAUAUCACCUAUACGAUCAGUUGGAUUACAAUUUCAGUAUUUUUCGUAG